Messenger RNA from Lymnaea stagnalis (great pond snail), 16739 nucleotides. The record is from the annotation of a GenBank genome assembly. Lineage: Eukaryota; Metazoa; Mollusca; Gastropoda; Lymnaeidae.
AGAGAGUAUAUGAAGUAUAGUCCUAUUCUUAUUAAUUACAGUACAGAGGACCUCAGGCUUUAUACUUUUUAAGUUAUACUGUUGUUUAAAGUACUAAGUUUACCAGUAAACUUAGUGAUACUUAUAACUUAGUGGCAACUUAGUGAUAGUGAGUGAGAAACUGAGUCUUAGAAUUUAGUAUUUAGAAUUGUUUUAGUCCUUAGUACUUAGAAAGUAGUCGUAGUAGAUGGCCGAUGGUAGACUAGUCUAGUUAAAUAGCUCAAAGUACUUGAUCUUCUUCUAUUCUUUAUUAAAUUCUAGUACUAGUACUAUUAAACUAAAAUUAAUAAUAAUCUUGUAAGCUAUGUAAUUUAAUUUAGUAAUUGAUAAUUUUAUAAUUGUGGGAAGCUAUGACUAUACAGACUAUUGACUAUACUAAGACUAAGACACUAAUUAUAUAUACUCUAUACUUAUACUGUCUAUACUCUAUAAGAAGAGGCCUGCACAACAUGCGGCCCGCGAAGUAACAAAAUAUUCUUUAUUCUUAUUAAGUAUUUUCUUAAUAGCUUUCCUCCUUGUCCUAUACUAUUUGCUUUUGGCCCGCCAAGUCAUGUCCUAUUUUCUUUUGGCCCGCACAAAUUUUUCAUAGAGUUUCAUAGAGGCCCGCCUUACAUUUUGAGUUGUGCAGGCCUGCUCUAUAUAAAUAAUAAUAGUAAUAGUCUGUAAUAGUUUGUUAUUAACUUAGCCUAACAAACAUUAACAACAUUGUGACAACAUUAGCAUAUAAAAAAAAUAUUUUCAUAUAAUUAUAAAAUAGGCAGUGUCUACACGUCUGGCAACCAGACAAAUAGUGCGGUAGAUAUUCUUCCGGCGGGCAUGUCACGCGACCGCCUGACGAUUAGUAUGUGUGAUUAUUCCGGCAGGCAUUUCAUGUGACAAGAGGUCGCCGGCAAAAUUUUAAAAAAAAAUGAGUUUUCUUGGUUUAAAUAUCUUAUAAAGCUUUACCUAGUAGCCUAAAUUUAAAAUAUGAACCACAGAAAAUAAGACCAAUACUUGACAGUUGACUGUCAGUAGAUCUACUGGCAAAAAAGUUUUAUUUUAGGCUAUUAAUAUUGCUACCCCAACAGCACACUAUAUUGGCCCUAUAUGUUGGGUCUAUUUUUUUGUGAACUUUCGACCUCCCCGCUUUAAUUAUUUAUCACCCUGACUAUCAUUUUUAUUCUUUCUCUCUCCCUCUCCAUAUUUCUUCCUUCUAGUAUGCAAUGCUUCCCCCCCCCCCCUUAUUUCUUGAAAUGAAGUGUAUACUCGUCGCCCCCAUGCAUCUCCCCGCCAGUUUUAUGAUAAACUAUUAGCAGGGCUGACGGACAGAUAUCUCAUCCAACUUCGUUACGGCGGUCAUGUGACCUGGUCGCCGGUUGAAUAUCUCGAUGCUGGAUUGCAACUCAUUUUGAAAACACUGGUCUCUACCAUUUCUAUUUUAAGAAUGAAUUCAUUAGUUUCUGUUUUGAUCCAUGCUGAAAAUCUCUAGAAAAUACAUUUUUUUGUUUGGUCCUCAUUCAAGACAUGUAUUACAGCUCCCAAAUGUUUGGUCCUCAUUUAAGAUAUGUAUUACAACUCCCAAAUGUUUGGUCCUCAUUCAAGAUAUGUAUUACAGCUCCCAAAUGGAUAACAAAUACAGAGAGCAUUACGAUGAUGUGGAUAUCGGCACAGUGAAAGGACAAAACAGCCACAUAGCAUGUGCUUCUGGGGAGGAUGGACCAUCCGCUAUGGUCAUAGGAACCAGCACUGGGCCAUACCGUGGAAGUAAAUGUAAGUUAUGUGUUUGGUGGAAACUGUUUUAUUUGGUAAUUCAAAACAGGUAUUAUUUGCUGUUUUGGUUUUAAGAUCAUUUGCCCUAACUUACUUGAAAGCUGCUGUUUUAAAUGUUUAUUAUAAAAGAUACAUUGCUUUUAUCAAAGUAUUAAAAAUUAACCUCCAGCAAAAAAACAAGUAGUAUAACUUGCAUUUGAAAGAAACUUGUACACAUUUAUUUUGUUUUCAAUCAUUUUUUAACUUUUCCAUGGAUUAAAGGGCACAUCAGAAAUCCAAACAGCUUCGCAGAAGAAAGUUCUGAUUCUGAUUAUGAUGGCUUUGUGGUAAACAGGUCAGACAAUAAGACAACAAGGCUAGACCAGAAAAGUACCACAGCUGUAGUGCCUAAGGAGACAUUGCCCUUUUCUGAUGCUAAAAUUAACUUUACAAAUAAGACAUUUGAUGACAAAGAUGAAGGUGAGCUCUAUAACAUCCUAUGUAUUUUUUUAGUAUGAAUGAGGUCUUAUCAUCACCAUCUUUUAAGCUUACUCUUUAAAUAAUUUAUUGUUAAGCGUUAACUUGUAUGACCUACACUUUUAUUAGGACCUGUGAAGUGAAGAAAUACAAUAUCAUUAAUAAGUUGGUUUUUAUUUUUCUCUUCUUUAAAUCGAUUUCAGGCACGGUCAUUGAUAAAAAAAGCCUGCGAAAAAAAAAAGUUUUUCUUCCUGAGGAAGAAAUAUGCAAUAUUAAAGUGCCACCUAAGCAAGGCUUUAAACGCCACUUUGAGGAUCAGUCCUUUGCUAUGCAUGACUUAGAGUCUCUCGGAGUCAUGUAAAUAUCUUUUACUCUAUUAUUAACACACCCCCUAUUUAAAAAAAUAUUUUGUCAGUAUAUCUAUUUUUUUUUGUUCAAACAAAUCAAAUAAUAUAAUAUUUUGUAAAAAAAAAAAUUUUUUUAGUUACAUGUAAUCAAAUUAAUGAAAAGUUUUAAUUUUAAAAAAAGUAUAGACAAAUUUUGAUUCUUUUCGUUUUAUCAUUAAGCAUUCUAUACAGGCCUGCAUGGCUCAAAAUGAAAGGCGGGCCGUAAAUUUUAUGAAAAACUUGUGCGGGCCGAAAGAUAAUAGGACAGUGGCGAAACCUAUUAUGUUGUGCAGGCCUGUUAUAAGGUAUCAUUCUUCCUUUAGGGACAUUAACAAGGUUGACAACAAGGCACAGGUCCAUGAGCUGCUUGUCAACAUAAACUUGAAGACACAAACUGAGCCCAGGUGCCUCAAUCUAAACAAUGAGGUAAACAUUAGUUUCAUUACAUUUCUGAUAAUUAUAAAAUCACAGUUUAUUUACAUUUGAGAAAUUUGUCAAUGGAAGAAAGAAAAUUUGUUAAAGAUAAAUGAAUUAUUUAUUCAAUGAUUUAUAUUUUACUGCUUUAUGAACAAUGAGUUAUCUGAUUAAAAUGAUUUAUUCAAUGAUUUAUAUUUUACUGCUUUAUGAACAAUGAGUUAUCUGAUUAAAAUGAUUUAUUCAAUGAUUUAUAUUUUACUGCUUUAUGAACAAUGAGUUAUCUGAUUAAAAUGAUUUAUUCAAUGAUUUAUAUUUGACUGCUUUAUGAACAAUGAGUUAUCUGAUUAAAAUGAUUUAUUUGACAGUUGUUUUCUGGAAUGGAGAAUCUGAAAAUCUCAGAAGAUGCCCGAACAAUGUCUGGUUCUUUUGGAGAAGUCCUGAAAGUCUAUGACUUGAAGACUAAACAUCAUCUCAUGAAGAAGAAAGUAAGCUGUCAUCAAUCUUAUGGGGAAGCUAAAUGUGAAAAUAUGAAAAUUUGUUUUCCUGCAGAUAAUAUUUCUACAAAUAAAAUUAAAAUAUGACCCGGUCGUUCUAAUGACACAAAUGUCUGAUUGGAAAAUAAUGAUAUUCACAAAAUAAAUAGGUUGUCUUGAUGUUUUGAAUAACAAAUAACCUAAAUUAUAUGUGAAAUUUUUAAAAAAGAACUUUAUUAUGGAGCAAGUGGUGAUUAUAAUGAGCAGAUAAGAUAUCUGGUACGGUACACAAUAAAAAUAGUUAGAUAGUAUAUAUAUCUUAGUUUUUAAAAAGUGAAGUAAAUUUUAAAAUAAUUUUAAAAUAUAAAUUUUCAUAAUUUGUAAAAAAAAAUUCAUAAAUUUUAUUAAGUUAUAAAACAGUGCUAUCAAGAAUGAAGGGAGCGUUAAUCCUUGGCUCCUGGUCCUUAAAUCACUACGCUACUGUGGAACAGUUCCAUAAAUAGACCACAAGACAAAGUUCCAUAGCUAUAAAAUGAUAUGAAUUUAAUUGAUAUGCGUCUGCUCAUAGCACUUUAUUUUGAUAAAAAGAAUUUAAACUAAAAGAAGUGGCUGUUUCAGCUAAAAGAAGUGGCUGUUUCAGCUAAACCCACAACAAUUUCUUUGAGUAAUUAAAACCUGUUUACACUAGGAUACGGAAACCUGUGAAUGAUGUUACAUUAUGUACAAUUAUUCCAUGUAACGAUCAUACAUGUGUGGGUUAUGAUGUUACUUGUAGAGUUGUAGUUAUCCGCUUACACUAUUCAUCCACAUUUACAUACGUCCAUGAUUAUCUAAACAAUUACCAGAGAACUCCUUGACUUUGCACCACGUUUAUUAACUGAUCAACGUACACAUAAUAAAAUAAUAUCUCUGUAGAUCAGAGCAAAAUAUAAUUCUUCAUAAUAACUUCUUCCAUUUUACAAUCAACAUUAAUAAUUAAGAUGCUGUUUAAUAACUAAAUGACGGUAGCAAGUACUAAUUAAAUAUCUCCAACCGACACUGUCGGUUUUCUUCCAUCCCAUAAUUCCUUAACUUCCUGUUUUUUCUACUUAACAAAACAAUACAUUAUUUUCCGAAACAAAAUUGAUAUUUAAAUAUUUGAUCUGUGACAUUCCACAUGACACAUUCCAAACCCCUGUCAUAGCCUCCAUUUAGAAUUUUGGAUGCUCCUCUUUAUUAAAUGGCUGUUGUGCUGCAUGAAUUUUUUUUCAAUUAUCCUAUCCCUGUGUUACCAGGUGAAGGAUAAAGUUGAACCAAAUGAAGUGGAAGUUCCAAUACAGUUCCCCCAAGAGAUGAACCUGGCCCGGGUCGUCGGCUUCUCCUUCGAUGGUGAAAGUUCCUACAUUAUCCAAGAAGACGCAGGUAUAAAUAAAUAUUAAUCUUCUUUGGCAUUCAUUGUUCAUUUGAUAUUUUUAAACAAGGGUAAUCAUUAAAGUAAGUUAAAGGAAAAAAGGAAGUAUUUAGUUCCUAGAGGUCUGAUUUGUUGAGAUUUAGAUUAGAAAUAUUUAGAAUUCUUUUCUCAAAUAUUUAUAUUUUCUCCCUCUUUUUCCAUAAAUCAUAAAGUACUCUGGCAAAUUAUAUCUGCUUAUGGUGCAUUCCAUGUAAAAGUGGACACAACAGCCAACAAUUAAAUUGCAUAAAAUUUGGUGAUAUAUAAAUUUAUUUCAUGCACCUUUGUUAGGAGUCAUUUUCACUAUCUUUGUUUUGUGUGAUACAUGACCUGGUAGCCAUCUUGAAUUAAGAACAUGUUGUCUGCACAUUUUAACUAAAAAAACUUGUUGAAUUUUAGGCCUUUACAGCUUUACAUCUAAUAAAUAUAGACAGACAAUUUUCAUUGUCAUGGUCAAUGUCCCAUAAUGGACAUGCAUUAAAACACUAUUUUUUAGUUUAUUUAGCUGCUACAGUGAAGUAUUAGUAAGUCUGUAAAAGGAUUGACACACAUAUUCUAUUUUUGAUUGUUUGCAUUCAGACAUGUUACGUCAGUUACAAGGUCAUGUUACGUCAUUUACAUUAUUUUGUCUAUAUUUUUGUUGAAAUGGGAUAUCUAAGUAGUUUAUAAAGGUUUUCCUUAGAAAAGUAAAUACUCUAGAUAUUUGUUUUAAAAAAUAAUUUCAAUUAAGGCAGAUUUCAAAGGAUCUAUCAACAAAAAAGAUACUAACUCAAAUAUUAUGUCUCUUUCGUGUUACAUCGGUUACAAUUAUAAAAUUUACUAUUUCUACAGUCUACCCAAUUAAAAACUAAUAGCAUGUAAAAUUAAAUUAAGCACACUUAAUGGCUUAUUUCAUUAAUACUGGAUGGAAUUAGAAAAUAUUUUUCUGACAGUUACGUCAAGUACCAUGGAAUUCACCAUAUUUAUUCUAAGACCUUAAAUCUAGUCAGGAAUAAGGAGUUUUCAAUUGUAUUCAACACUAUUAUUUUAAGAAGUUCCCUUGCAAUUUUUUAAAAUGAAUUCUGCAUACAUCAUAUUUUUAGUGCUAAAUUCUUUAGAGAUUUUUAAAAUCAGCUUUUUAUUGCAAUAUUUGUAUAUUUAUUUCUCUGGUCAGGCACAUCUCUUCGACAGCUGAUUACAGAUGCUCAUUUUUGCCUGAGUCUCAAGCAACCAGAGACCACAGAAAAGAUCAUGUUGGAUGUGUUCACUGGACUCAGUGUGUUAGAGCGCCAUGGCAUCACUCACUGUGACAUUAAACGUGAGUGGCCCUGUCUUCGGCUCUAAACAGUUCAGUUUAUGCCGCACUACAAAAACUAAUAACUGAAGAUUCUACAAAAUCUAGGAUCUGUUGUAUUUGAGGGUGGGAAGCUCUGAGAUGUGUGAUUCCAAAAUGUAAUAGUCACUUUCAUGCUGGAUCACAGCUGGAGGGAACCCCAAACUUGGUUCAAGUGGGAAGUCUUCUCAUUCCUCCAUCCAGUUUUAUGUGGGUUUUUUUUACAUUAAAAAUUUAAAGCAUUUUUACUCUUUACAAAGGGAGUUUAUUCAUGUUUAAGAUGAAGAAAAAAAACACUAAUAAAUGUCAAGGUCAUGUUUGAUAAAAUACUCACAUCUCUUGUUUUGUUGUCUUGUGUUGUUUAAUAUUGUCAUGUUUUAAACGUAAUCUUUUGUUUCUAUCACAGCUGAAAACAUUUGCAUGAAAAUAAACAGUGAUGGCUCAAGUACUACUAAAAUCAUUGACUUUGGCUCCAGCAAAUCUCAAAAGGAUCGCAUGACAUAUUCAGGCCUUACACCUGAAUACCUGCCACCUGCAGUUAACAAAUUCCUAUUUGAUGUUAAGUUAUACCAGGAAAAAAAGGUAGGUAUUAUUUUAUCUGAGAGGUCAAUGAUCUGUGGUAAAUUACCCCACAUGGGAUGAAAAGUGAAAUAUUUUGGGGUAGUGUGGUCUCAAUAGACAUAAAUAAAUAAAAGCCCUUUACUUGUUGCAAUAAAAAAUUUGGUCCUGGCAACACUGCACCUGGCCAGGGUAAUAGAGAAAUGCACUCAACAUGUUGUGAUUUAAUAGUGUGGUUUGGCAGUUUGCAUAACUGCACCUUUUGACUUGUAGAUGUCAUUUUAGCCUGGUGGCCUAUUGUUUUUACUUUUGCAAAAUAAUUUCUUGGAUAUUAGUUUAAAAAAAUUAUUGCAUUUGUUUGAUUCUUUGACAGUAAUUGUUUUCAAUGUAUAAACAUGCUACUUAAACUCAUUUUGAAUGUAAAUAAUAUCUGAUUUUAUUCUUUUCAAAUCGAGGGGCUAAUGUUGGCAUAAACAGUUUUAUAUUUGGGGUAAUAGCUAAAAAAGUUCCCCGACCCCUUUUUUAGCCUGUCACUUAAAAUUAUAGCUGUCGUAUUUAUUCAUUCAUUCACUGACUGGCUCAUGGCCUGGGAAAAACACAUCUGUCUGUAGGUCUAUUUUUCUAUGCAGAUCCCUCUUUAAUGUUCUGCUUGUAGUCUCUUUAAAUUUCCCUUAUAAAUUAUUAACAACUAAAAUAAUAGUCCAUGUCUAAUUGGUUUGUUUUCUGCCACAGCUGCCCACAUGUCCUCCAACACCUCGCCUUUGUGAAAAGGAUGACGUCUGGGCUGCUGGUAUGGUGACUCUAUUCCUUGAGAAGAAAGUGCAUCCAACUAUACAAUUUUUCACUGGAUGUUCAGAGUACCCAAAACUGAACCAAGACAAGAUGAUGACCAUGAGAUACAGCACAAUGAAACAGGUAGAGCCUGUUUAUAUCAUUUCACUGGACAACCUGACCACCAUAGACAACGAACAGGGCUCUUUAAUGAUCUCCCAUUUGUUGAUUUCUAUGUUGGCUCAUGCUCCUUUGUGUGGUUCACAAUGCACUGCCAUUAUGGAGCAUACGAAGCACACAUGCCUGAUAGACACUUACAUUUUUUACUUUAAAAAUAAUAGUUGUUAAAAUGCAUUGCAAAUGAAAGAUUUUUUAAAGUGUGUCUUAUGCCCUGGUCGCUGUCACUUAAGUAAACUAUAAAAUUGUCUAAAAUAAUAUUUCUGUACGUUUUCUUGUCAACAACUACUCCAUCGUCUCGAGAAGAUGAAAGUAUGCCAUAUACAUAUGUGUAUAUAUAUAUAUAUAUAUAUAUAUAUAAGGAAACAUAUUGUUGGUAACAGUAAUAGUAAACUGAAAUAGGAAACUUGAUGAAGUUAAUUAUACUUUUUGUAAAGUUUCUGACAGUCAGUGGUCAUUUUUUGUUUAUAUCCAAAUAGAUUGCUGACAUGCAAGAGCCACUGGACAGUUAUUUUACAACAGGGAAACCAAUCUUGGAUAAGAUGUUGGAAGGUGUGCUUUCAGUGGACUCGGGAAUGAGAUGGUCAGCUCUGAAAACAGCCCGGUUUCUAAAAGGUCAGUUUAACCCUCUCGGUAACAUAGCAUCCAUAAGGUCAUUACUUUCAAUAUCAAGCAAAGAGAUCUAACUUCCUUUCUUUGAUUGAGUUCAUAACUUUAAAAAAAUGUAUUAAAAAUCAGUCUUUCAUCCAGUCAUAAAAAAGAAACUGAUAAUUGUAGAGAAAUGGUUGAAUUAAAAAAAUAAAAAAAAAAAUUAUUUUGAAGAAAAUUCAUUUUCUAAAUAAUACAGUUGCCAUCUGUUGCACCAUUGUUUAUGCAGGAACACCUAACAGCUCAUUACUUGGCCAAUAGUGUUUGUAUUCUGGUACCGCUAGCUGAUGAAUUCCAUACAUUCCAUUUAUGUUUUUAAAAAAAAUAAUUUCAUGUCAUUGACUGUUACUGUUACAUCAACCCAUUUUUGGGUGGCCAGGAUACAUGUUAGUCUGCAUUGCCAACUUUUCUUAAUAAGUCUCAGGGCUGAAUGAACAAAAGUUAUCGUAUGGUUCAGAAGUAUAAUCUAGGACCAGAUACACCAAAAAAUUCGUCAAUGUUAUGUUACAAAUAAUUAAUAAGAAAAGUUAAAUGCACUAGGUAGCGUUGAAAAUUAUCCGUUGUUUAAGCAGGAUUUGGCCCAUAGCACAACUGUGGCAUAAGGGCAUAAAGCCAUUGAAAGGGUCAAGCAUGAUGCCAUUGAAAGGGUCAAGCAUGAUGCCAUUGAAAGGGUCAAGCAUGACGCCAUUGAAAGGGUCAAGCAUGACGCCAUUGAAAGGGUCAAGCAUGACGCCAUUGAAAGGGUCAAGCAUGACGCCAUUGAAAGGGUCAAGCAUGACGCCAUUGAAAGGGUCAAGCAUGACCAAGAGUCCAGACCAUCAGAUACCUUUAGUGGUCCAAAGAAAUGGAAACAUUUCUCUGAGGACAUUUGGAAACAUUUCUCUGAGGACAUUUGGAAACAUUUCUCUGAGGACAUUUGGAAACAUUUCUCUGAGGACAAUUGGAAACAUUUCUCUGAGGACAUUUGGAAACAUUUCUCUGAGGACAUUCUAAGCUUUUAUUGACACAGAAUAAAUUAUGAAAAAAUACGGAAAUUCUGAUGUAAAUUUACAAUUAUAAAUUGGUCAAUUUUAACAUCAUUUUGAAAAUUAAAACCAGCAAUUCAGUAUCAUCAAACCAGCCUCUUGAGUACAUGCGCACGUAACAAAUAUUAUAGGAUUGUUUAACAGAUGGGGGAGCAGUCACGUCAAUGAGUUUUUUAUCUUACUGACCUCACUGAAGGAUCACUUCUAGUUCGAGUUGAUCAUAAAUAGCUAAGGUGUAGUGUGCAACUUUUGUAAAAUUUUAAGUUUAUAAAUUGCUUUAUAAAUCUAUUGUAAUCUAUAUAUUCUUGUUUUGUUUUUGAUUCUUCACUACAAAAAUAAAUGCAUUUUUUGUUUUGUUCAUGAGGUAAUUGUACUAAUGGAAAUAAAUAAGAAAAAUAAUUCCUUUUUUGUCUUCUGCAGAAAAACUAAACCCUGAGCCUCAAUUGAAACGUCAGAGAAGUAAUGUGCUGUGGGAACCAAAACUUUUUCAGGUUUGCUUAAAAAAUAUUCUUACUGAAAAUGAAUCAUUAUAGAUGAUGAAAUUUAGAUUAGAGAAGGAAUGGUUUAUUUAAUAUUACCUACCAAAAACCUCUAUAUGACUAAUGGAAUGAUCUACUUUUAGCAAAUCAUUGUGACUGCAUUAAACUAAAUCUUCUAAAGUGAAUAGUAUGAAUAAUUAAAUUAUUUCUCUCCCCAAUAAACCAUUGACAUAAUAUUAUGUUUUCUUAACUAUUUAUUCAUAAAUGUAAAAAUAACAUAAAUAAAUAUUUGUUUUUUUAAAGUUAAAAUCAAUGUAAGAAUAUUAUUGUUAACUGUUUCAUCUAGUCAUUCACAAUUUAGUUGAAUUUUGAUGUGAAAUGUACUUUCCAUGACCUAUUUAAAUGUUUUUAGAAGAAUUAAUGUCAAAUAAUUACUUAUUGAAGGAUUUUUUAUCUGAGAACAAUUCAUAUGUCUUAUGUUUUUAGUAACGUACAGAAUUGUUAAACUGGUACUAUUUUUUUCAUGUUUGUUAGCGGGACAACUCAUGUGAAGAUGUGGACAUUAAGAAAUGUAAAGGUUUCAGCCAGCCCCACAUCCCAUUGCCACGCAGCACAUCUGAUGAUGGCAACCCUGUGCAGAGAUUUGGAGCCACCUUUAAGCUUAAAAAUGGUGAGCACACACUUUCACCAUUAUCUACAUUUAGCCAGAUUUUUGGCAUAAAUGGUAAAGAAAAAAGUGCACACACAAAAAAAAACACCAAAUUAAGUACCAAUAAACGGCCGAGUCAAAAUUAAAGAUUAAGUAUUAGAGAAGUUCAUUCCAUGGUUCAAAUAUAAAAUACAGAUUUUUAAUUGGUGGAUAGUGAUUCAAGGGUUCUAAGCCUGUAAACUUUUAGUGGGUAGUGAUUCAAGGGUUCUAAGCCUGUAAACUUUUAGUGGUUAGUGAAGCAAGAGUUUUAAGCCUGACAACUUUUAGUGGGUAGUGAUUCAAGGGUUCUAAGCCUGUAAACUUUUAGUGGUUAGUGAAGCAAGAGUUUUAAGCCUGACAACUUUUAGUGGGUGGUGAUUCAAGGGUUCUAAGCCUGUAAACUUUUAGUGGUUAGUGAAGCAAGAGUUUUAAGCCUGACAACUUUUAGUGGGUAGUGAUUCAAGGGUUCUAAGCCUGUAAACUUUUAGUGGUUAGUGAAGCAAGAGUUUUAAGCCUGACAACUUUUAGUGGGUGGUGAUUCAAGGGUUCUAAGCCUGUAAACUUUUAGUGGUUAGUGAAGCAAGAGUUUUAAGCCUGACAACUUUUAGUGGGUGGUGAUUCAAGGGUUCUAAGCCUGUAAACUUUUAGUGGUUAGUGGUUAGUGAAGCAAGAGUUUUAAGCCUGACAACUUUUAGUGGGUAGUGAUUCAAGGGUUCUAAGCCUGUAAACCUUUAGUGGGUAGUGAGGCAAGGGUUCUAAGCCUGACAACUUUUAGUGGGUAGUGAAGCAAGGGUUCUAAGUCUGGCAACUUUUAGUGGGUAGUGAUUCAAGAGUUCUAAGCCUGUAAACCUUUAGUGGGUAGUGAAGCAAGGGUUCUAAGCCUGACAACUUUUAGUGGGUAGUGAAGCAAGGGUUCUAAGUCUGUCAACUUUUAGUGGGUAGUGAAGCAAGGGUUCUAAGCUUGACAACGUUUAGUGGGUAGGAAAGCAAGGGUUCUAAGCCUGACAACGUUUAGUGGGUAGUGAAGCAAGGGUUCUAAGUCUGACAACUUUUAGUGGGUAGGAAAGCAAGGGUUCUAAGUCUGACAACUUUUAGUGGGUAGUGAAGCAAGGGUUCUAAGCCUGACAACUUUUAGUGGGUAGUGAAGCAAGGGUUCUAAGUCUGUCAACUUUUAGUGGGUAGUGAAGCAAGGGUUCUAAGCUUGACAACGUUUAGUGGGUAGGAAAGCAAGGGUUCUAAGCCUGACAACGUUUAGUGGGUAGUGAAGCAAGGGUUCUAAGUCUGACAACUUUUAGUGGGUAGGAAAGCAAGGGUUCUAAGUCUGACAACUUUUAGUGGGUAGUGAAGCAAGGGUUCAUAAGGGGUACAUAAGGCGUCAGCAGCUCUUUCAGAUAGGACGGCGCCAGGUCAUGUAAGCAGCGGUAGCACAAAGUUGCGAUUUUGUACUCUAUGAGAGCACGCACCGGCAGCCACUGCAACUCUCUCAGAAGUGUUUUUGCAUGGUCGAAUUUGCGUUUGCGGAGAACUAUGCAAGCCACAUUAUUCUGUGCUAUUUGAAUUUUAUCAAGGAGCGUAGCUGGAACACCCACCAUGAGAGCAUUGCAUUAAUCCAUGCGUGAUAGCACAAAUGCAGACAUCAGCCUCUUUGUUGUAUCAAUUGUUAGGAACGGCCUGAUGUGACUAAUCCUGCGCAGCUCCAGAAAAAUCGCCCUGCAUAGCAUGUUAAUAUGACUUUCAAAAGUUAGUCUUCUAUCUAGGUAGACACCCAGGUACCGCACUGUUUGAGCUAACUCAAUACGCACACCUGAGAGAGUAAUGGAUGUCGUGUUAUUUGCAGAUUUCUGCUUCUGAGCGGUCGCAAUGGGGAGCAGCUCAGUCUUAUCAUCAUUUAAUUUGAGCUUGUUAAUGGUCAUCCAGUGCUUUACCGACUCCAUUGUCUUCUGUGUCAUACUGAGCAGCUGAGGGAACUGAGAAGUGAUCACGGAUUGAUGAAGUUGCGUAUCGUCCGCGAACAUGUGAUACAACAUGUCAAACUGCCUGAUCUCUGCACCCAGGGGCUGAAUGUACAUCGUGAAAAGCAUCGGGCCUAGGACCGAGCCCUGGGGUACUCCGAAUUCGAGAUUAGAUUUCUUCGAGGUCAAGCCGUUUGAAAUAACUGACUGGACCCGAUUAUUCAGAUGAAGGGAGUCAAGAAAUGAUUCUGCCAGGAAAGUUUGGCUGUAGCAUGGCAAUAGAUUCUGGAGCGGUAUGGCUGGUUUCCCCAUCCUGUUGAUACCACUUUCAAUAAUGUGAAGGUUCCUUGCAUAACAGAACCUUCUCUAAACAUGAAUAAAUGGUUCGAUCACCAUGCCCCUGUCAAUUUCUUUGGUGAUGGUAAGAGUAUUGCCUCCCUCAUCCUCAAUGAAAGGGGGGCCUAAUAUAAGAGUAUUGCCUCCCUCAUCCUCAAUGAAAGGGGGGCCUAAUAUAAGAGUAUUGCCUCCCUCAUCCUCAAUGAAAGGGGGGCCUAAUAUAAGAGUAUUGCCUCCCUCAUCCUCAAUGAAAGGGGGGCCUAAUAUAAGAGUAUUGCCUCCCUCAUCCUCAAUGAAAGGGGGGCCUGAUAUAAGAGUAUUGCCUCCCUCAUCCUCAAUGAAAGGGGGGCCUGAUAUAAGAGUAUUGCCUCCCUCAUCCUCAAUGAAAGGGGGGCCUGAUAUGCUGUGUGCCGAAACAGCACGCCAUACUGCUACAUGUGCAUUGUGUAGUAGUUUCUGGAUGAUAACAUCUGGCCAAUAAAAACCAAGGAAGCAAGUUCCCUGGAGAUUGAAAUUGCCGUCCAAUUGAAUUUGACUCGUCCUAAAUAAUUUCUAAAUAAAUAUGGAUAAUCUUAUAAAAAAUACUCCACAAUACAUCAUCCUGGCUGGCAUAACUGGUUCUCAAAGCAUAGUCCCACGUGUAUCAGGUACUAAAAUGCACUUAUGUCCUUAGACAAAUGGUGAAUGGACUAAUCGCUGAUGUAUUUCAUAGGGAUGAAUGUAGAAUAUGCUGUAGAACAUGCUGUAGACUAUGCUGUAGAACAUGCCGUAGAACAUGCUGUAGAACAUGUGCGUGAUUCUCAUUGGUUAAAACAGUUACUGGUCGACCACUGUUCCCUUUCCAUUGAGACAGUAACUUUGUUAACAACUGACGGCAUAACAGUGUAACUUGGUGCCAUCUUAAUAAAUCUCUCUCGGAAUCAUUCUGCCAUCUUUUCAAACUAGAGCCCCUAUCAUGGCCAGUCCCUUUGAGGGAAAAUAGGAAAAAAAACUAUGAAAAUUGUUUCCUCCGGAGAAAGAAGUAUUUCCAACAACAUUGGAACAACAUCUCUAAGUCAUAGUAUUUCAAUUUUUUUUAAUGCCAAACAUUCUCUUUUAUAACAUUCUAAAAGGUGGCAAUUUUAGUGGGGGCUCUUUUUUCCUGUGAAUUUAGAGGAAAUCUAUUUAAUAUAUCAGAUUAAAAAUUAAAUUAUUAGAAAAGGUGAAUAAAACUUAAAUUAAAUGCAGUUAUGUUCAUGGAAGUAGAAGCAAAAAGACAUUUCUAUACAAGAGUUGUUUCUGUGUCUUGUAACGCUUUCCUUAUUUCUAUCUUAUUUUAUGGCAGGUCAGACACCUGGGUUUUCUCCAAUGUGCAACAAUGAACCAGCUUUAAGUCUUCAAGUCAAAGCACCAGCACCUGCAGGCCCUCCGCCAACACAUGAUGCAGAGAUGUCAGAAUAUGACCAGCUGGUCAGGUCAUUUGUUGUUGAAGAACACCAAAAGAGAGUUGAGCCCAAUUUCAGGGAGAUGAGCCUAGCAUCACCGGGCUUCCAGUUCAAGGCCAGGUUCGCUCCCGGCCCUCAGUUCAAAACUGAAGAUUCAUUCGGCCCCGGUUUGAAGUUGAUGAGGUCCCCAGGUUUUGACCCCAUCCCACCCAACCAGACCUCAUGUGCUGCUGGUGUGCAAGGAUUUAGUGGGAAAGUUUUCAAGUGGCCUGAAAGCUCUAAAUCAGAGGCCUUAUUUGCUGUAGCCCCAUCCUCCCAGUCUACAGGAAACGGAAAUAUUCCAGACAUGGGUGUUCUGUUCGAUGAGAUGGGUGUAGAUGAUAAGCUGAAGAUAAGAGGAAGAAGGAGAAGUCGAAAGGAGUAAUUUUUGUUUCUUGGUUGAAAGCAUUAGUGUCUCCUAACAAAUAUUUUAAAAAUAUUUUUGUAUUCUGUUAUUGCACUGUAUGAAUUUUGUUCUUCAAUUUUUGGACACCCCUCUUGUCAUAGUCAAUAGACAUUUUGUAAAGAAAUCAUUUUUUAAAUUUAGCUACCGGUACUGAUUUUCUCACAACUAUUUGUUUAAAAUUCAUCAAAAAAAAAAAUGACCUGAUAAUUAGAUGACACUGUCAAUAGGUCCUUACAUUUCUGAAUCCCUCCAGCAACACUCAAGGAAUCUAAAUUUGUUUAAGUAUGAAUGCAAGUGUGAGAACAUUAUGCAAGCAGAAUCCAAGAUCUAUUUUUUCGGAUGCAUUCAAUUGUAUGGGUUGAGUUACUAACAAAAACUAUCAAGGUGUUACCCUAACAAAUCAUUCAAGAGUUGUUGGUGUUGGAAAGAGAUAGCAACAAUUUCUCAGUCAGAUUGGUUUGGCAGAAGAAGAGACUUCACUAGUGAAGAUGAAAUUAUAGUGAAGUUUGUAGUCAGAUUGGUUUGGCAGGAGAAGAGAAUGGACCAGUGAAGAUGAAACUAAAGUGAAGUUUGUCGUCAGAUGUGCAUGAUUAUGUUAUAUUUACUGAUUUUUUAUCCCACAAUAUACAUAUAUAAAUCAUAAACCUAAACACUGACAUUCAUGUGACUGCUCUGAAUUCACCCUCAUGGCUGAAAGUUAUUAUUAAAGCAUAUUUAAGAUUCAUUACAAAAAGUAUUGUAACCGGUGACACAUUUGAGGAAAAUAUUAACAUGAUUGGUUCUUGCAAUGGCAAAUGAUUGGUUCUAGCAAUGGCAAAUGGUUGGUUCUUGCAAUGGCAAAUGAUUGGUUCUUGCAAUGGCAAAUGAUUGGUUCUUGCAAUGGCAAAUGAUUGGUUCUUGCAAUGGCAAAUGAUUGGUUCUUGCAAUGGCAAAUGGUUGGUUCUUGCAAUGGCAAAUGAUUGGUUCUUGCAAUGGCAAAUGAUUGGUUCUUGCAAUGGCAAAUGAUUGAUUCUUGCAAUGGCAAAUGAUUGAUUCUUGCAAUGGCAAAUGAUUGAUUCUUGCAAUGCCAAGAUAUUCUACUUCUGAUUCCUUGUAACGCAUUUCUUAAAGCUUAAUAAAACUACUUUUGUCUCGUUAGAUUUGUUUAAGCCAUGGCAUAACCUCGGCCUAAAGGUUUUCCUUUUCCACUACAGUUGGUAAGGACCAGACAUUUAUGUAGUGUUGAUCUUUUUACUAAUUUUAUGUUGUAAUCUCCAUAUCAGUUUACAUGCUAUAAUUGGAUUAUCUGAAAAUGAUGGCUUAAGUACAUUUAUAAGAAUGAGCUAGGGUCUCCAUAUAAAGAAUAAAAAAAACAAAUCAAUUUAAAUACGUUCAGACUCCUAAAAGCCAUUUAAAGGUUUAAGUGAUUUUUUAAAUUAUUUUACGGAAAUUGAAUAAAUUUAAAUGGGCUAAACAUAAAAUAUAUCUGCUUUUAUUUUGGUAUAUUUAUAAGUAUUAUUAUUAUUAAGUAAAAAUACAUUAAAAAACAUUAAAAUAUUUAAAAAUAACAAUUUAAAAACUAUCUUAAAAAAUUUUUGGUCAGGGUUGCAAAAAGGGGUAGAUUUGGCGGAUAUUGUAUACCAAAGCAGAUAAAUAUUUUUCAAAACUAAAUUAAGUUAGCAACGUAAAAAUCAUGACACAUAUUGUGACAUCUACUUCUUUUUUAACAAAGGAAUUCUGAUGAGUUUUGCACUAGAGGCUGAUGCACUGGACCUUAAGGAUCCCAGAGCAGUUUGUUGAAGUUCCUUUUUUUAAAUUUUGUACAUCUUAUGGUCCUUGCAUUCUUGUUGUUUCUAGUAUUAGAAAGUAGUAGUUGUGUUAAAUUUUCAAUAGAAUGUCUCUUUGUUUGUGUGUGUUCAUUUCAGUUGUCCCUAAACAUUGCUUAAGACAUCUACGAUGACUUUGUUUUUUUUGGCUUUCAAAAGGAGAGCGGGGG